Molecule: messenger RNA, 843 nt
Organism: Lithohypha guttulata
Lineage: Eukaryota; Fungi; Ascomycota; Eurotiomycetes; Chaetothyriales; Trichomeriaceae
Exons: 3
Coding region: 1-843 (280 amino acids)
Biological process (GO): fatty acid beta-oxidation
Cellular component (GO): mitochondrion
Molecular function (GO): enoyl-CoA hydratase activity
Source: RefSeq, a predicted model, not a curated record
AUGUCCAACAAACCGACAUCGAAGUUCCCAACUCUCGAGGGCGCUUCAGCUACCUUCCCAGCAUCGGGCAUUCUACUUGUUACAAUCAAUCGUCCUGCACAGCGAAACUCAAUUCCAUCCAAAUUACAUUGGCAGCUACACGCUCUGUUCCAUUGGUUCGACAAUGAACCUUCGCUCAAUGUGGCAGUCAUCACUGGCGAAGGAGAUAAGAGUUUCUGUGCAGGGCAGGAUUUGAUUGAGUUGGGCAAACGAGACCCAAGUAAAGCACGAGAUGAACCGUGGCUUGGAAUCCACCCAAGCACGGGCUUUGCUGGAAUUAGCAGACGGCUAGGCAAGAAACCUAUCAUCGCUGCCGUUAAUGGAUUUGCUUUGGGUGGUGGAUUCGAGAUUGUGCUGAACUGUGACAUGGUCGUCGCAGCACCAGAAGCAACAUUUGGUCUUCCCGAAGCCCUCCGUGGUAUUUAUGCCGCUGCUGGUGGUCUUCCACGCCUGGUUCGAAACGUCGGCAUGCCUAUAGCAUCAGAAAUCGCAAUGACGGGUCGCACGCUCACCGCCCAAGAAGCUCUGCAGUAUCAGCUCAUCAACAAAGUCAGCAAAUCAAGAUCAAGUGUUGUCGACGAAGCGAUUGAGCUAGCUAAGAAGAUUUCAAAUCUAAGCCCGGAUGCAGUGAUUGUGACAAGGCUUGCGUUGAGAGAGGCUUGGGAAAAUUCAAGCGUGGAACGAGCUUUCCAACUGGCAGAUGAGAGAUUGAAAGAGAAGCUGCAUUCAGGAGAGAAUGCUAGAGAAGGGUUGGCGGCUUUUGCACAAAAGAGGAAACCAAACUGGACACCUAGCAAGCUCUGA